CUGGCUUAAGGCCGGUCUAACGUGUCGCCUCCACACAAUAUUGCAACAAACGUGUAUGGCACACUUCAAACUCUAUGGUUACUUUCCUCUUUCCUACACACAGAAAGCCAAGAUUACCAAUUACUUUUAUUUAUUUUUCCACAACACUAGCGGGUAACCACUACACAUGUAACGAAUAAUUUCAGACGGCUAGAAAACAAAAUAAAAAUCGCAAAUUUUCAGUUUUACGGCAAUUGCGACUGAAAUUGCAUUCUGUUCUCUAUACAAAACAAAGGCGACAAUGGGAGUAUAAGACACCGAGCCUACCCAACUACCCAUUUAAAUACAUUUGGUUUGUGGUAAGCCAAUUAAUACUUGUGAAAAUCCCAUUUUCUGCAGCCAUACAUAGAACAAAAAAAAAACAUUGCUCGGUUGGUUGUCGUCAUUGUUUGUACGGGAAAGAAUAAAAAAAAUGAGAUGAACGAAACAAGAAAAAAAUUCUCUUCGGCCAGCAAUCGGAAGAAACGCCUAGUGACUAGUGUAGUAGAAGCAAGUAAUGUCGGCUAGAAAAAAUGUGACCAAACUCAAGUAGAAUUGUAAAAUAAACUCCAAGGCAAACACAACAAAAUUGCGAAAAAAAAAACGAAAAUGAUUUAUGUUAUUUCCCUACGUGGGCACAAUCAAUAUCUAUCAGAGAUCUAUCCUGUGUGAGGUGAUGAAAAGGUCUAUAUUGAUAUUCAAUACACAAGAGCUUCAUUAACACUACCCACUUACCUUGUGUGUUGAGCACUCACCGCAACUCCUGAUCCUCCUGAUUUUGUCUCUGUCUUCAUUGGUGGAUGGUGGUAUUGUUUCUCGACCCACACCCUUAAAAUCAACGAUUCAUCGAAUUUUUGCAGCAAUUAUAUCUAAUACAACAUCAGCAUUAAAUAUGAAUACUAACUCGAAACAAGCAUCGCAAUCUGUCGAAAAUCAAGAUGGAGGAUCUAUCAAUACCACUCACAACACCUCCACCUCGGGCCAUUCAAGUCCGAUUAAUCAUCCAUUGGCAAAAUAUCAAGGUCAAAAAUGGUCUCAGCUAUUCGAUGUUGAAAAAGUUAUCAAACAAAUUCGAAUGGCUGAAAAGAUUCACAUUAAAGGCAAAGGCUCCACAGGUGAUAGCAAUUCUCACAGCAAAUGUUCCAAUAAUGGCGGCAGUUCGCCCACGGGGAAAACCCGAAAACAACAACUACGUCAAGUGCAAAGACUGAGCGGUACCGAUAUGCACUACUACGGCAUUGUACCCAAACAAACUGCAAUGGGUGUUGUGGUGUGUAAUGUCUGCAUGGGCAUUUACACCAAAGUGGGCUUUAAUCAGCAUGUCAUGACGCAUCAUCCCUCGGUCUGGGCCAGCACAUCGGCCAAAUUCACGCCCCCUCCAAUGAGUGAAACGAGUUUUGGCACCAACGACAAUAGUCAGGAUAGUAUUAAGGGUAAUAAUGAGAGCGGCAACUCGAAUAGUGGCAUUCCGGGGACUGCGGAAAUAAAUUCUCCUUCCGAUUUAUCGGGUACCAUUUCAACGUGUUCAAAUGCUUCGUCCAGUUCUAUGUCGACAACGUCAUCGGCCGCUGUUGUAACGAAUCAUAAUACCUCCUCACACACAAGUUCGACGACGACGACGAGUUCACGGCAGAAAAGUGGCUCGAAAUCGGGGAGUAAUUCUGGAGGACGUUCACGAAGUAAAAGCAAACAUCAUAGCUCUUCCUCAUCCGCAACAGCGGCGUCUGCGGCGGCGGACGCUUCGCAUUCAUCUUCGUCGCGUGCCACAACGCCAGUAACAACACAGACACCCAGCAAAAAGAGCUCCUCCAAAAAGAGUUCCUCCUCGAGCAGUUCCACGGCUGCAGUUGCCGCAUCUCCAAAAGAAAAUGUCGAAACCAAGCUAUUGGCUGCUGGAAGUCCAAAUACCACGGCAUCAACACCUACUUCGUUACCUAAAUCCUCCACGCCCACGGUUACUGGUACAACAUCAUUGCCCACAGUUUUGGAUACUUCACAGUCGACUAGCAGUAGAAAUGUUGCUCUUUUCGGGUCAUCUUCCUCGUCCUCCUCUUCAUCAUCCUCUUCGUCGUCCUCCUCCUCAUCGUCCUCUUCUUCGUCAUCAUCCUCGUCGAACUCUUCAUAUUCCUUGCCACCCACGCCCAAAAUGAUGACACCCAAUCUGCAGGACAGCGGUACACCCAUCACGGGUGUAAUGGGUAUUAUAUCUGAGGCAUCGCCAACCACCUCCUUAUCUCCCAAGGCCAUGGAUAGUGCCAGCAAGGAUAAAAUGAAUGGUCAACAUUUUGAAAAGAAAAAGGUUAAAAGUCCGGCAACCUUUAACCUCAAUGAGGCUGGCAUGGAAACGGCGGUAACAAAUGAGGUCUCCUCUAAGUCCAUGUCAAUAAUGCCAAACCCACAGCAACCCGGCCAACAGCUCAAUCAGUAUGAAGCUCAAAUCAGUGAACUGAAUCAGGCGGUGUCAUCCAUCACAAAUUGCCCUGGAGUUUCUGCGGGUAUUCACACUGCCGGUGGUGUGCCUGAUCAUGCUGAUAACAAAAUCAAUGGUGGCACCUUGCCCCAAACAAAUUUGGAUGCCAAUAGCUUGACCAUGAAAUUGGAAGCCACAACUGCUGGCAGUGUUGCUGAGGGAUGUAAUAAUAUAAUGACUGGUGUUGCUUCCGGGCAGCAGGAAAUCAUGAACACCUCUGCCGACGACGGUCAAAUGGUUCAUAAUUCCUCCGAUGAUAGUGCCAUGCUUAAUCAUGUAUUGGAAUCUAUGCUUGAUUGUAAACUAAUAAAUGAAAUUCUAAAUGCAGAAACUGAAACAGAGAUUAAUUUUGAAAAUGUUUUGAAUGAAGCGAAUAAUGCGAAUGGCUCUGCAACCACAACACAAACACAAAUGAUGCUGCAACAGCAACAACAGCAGCAGCAACAAACCUCUCACCAGGCUGUCUAUAUGGAACAGCCGCUGACAAAACGGAUGCGUUAUGACGAUGCAACCGAUCACAAUCAGCAACAGAUGGCGACUGUGGUCACAGGCCAAGACAUGGGGGAUUUUUCGGUAUACCCCCAGCAGCAACAACAUCCGAAUCAAUCCCAAUAUGCCCAAUACGAUAACGGGACAAUGGGUAAUUCCAUGACUAUAGAUGCUGGACAAUAUCAGCAAACCACAAUAGACCCCAUGCAAUUGCAGUUGCUUUACCAACAGCAGCAGCAGCAACAACAGCAACAAGCUAUGGAUCCCACAAACUAUGGUACACCAAAUUCCAUGGUAAAUACUCUAAACCUAACAACAGUUCCUCAAAAUCAACAUCCACAAAUGUAUGAGACAAAUGGCACUGCCACCAUGGUGGAUACCAAACAAAUUCUAGAAUUAUGUUCCAAUGCUGCUGUUGCCGGCCAACAAGCCAAUAAUGAACUGGUAAAAACUGCCGCAGGAGAUUUUGUUAGCCUACCCGAAGAUGUGACACAACAAUUUCAAUUAUUCAAUGUUCCUUCGUUGACGGACGACAUGGAUGUGACAACGACAACGGGUGUUAAUCCCCAGCAAGUGACUCAUCACAUUGUGGAACGGCAGUAUGUAAUGCCCGGCGGUCAGGGUGAUGAAGAGCAGUUGAUUUAUGCGAUAACCACAACAAACAAUGGAGGCGUAGCGGAUAUGAGUCAACAACAUCAACAACAAGUAUUGGCUGAAUUUUUAAAUCAGGCCGCCACAAGCUAUGAACAGCAACAGCAACAAUUGCAACAGCAACAAAAUCAGGCUACUACCAUUAUUUUACAAGAAAAUAAUAAUGGUUAUACGACGACAGCGACGACGUCGGUCAAUGCCAAGCCUUGUGAAAUGCUCUUCGAUGACCUUUUGGAGUUCGAUUAUAGUUUAGUGGAAACCGUCAAAUCUCUGAGCAGCAGCUCAAGCAGUAGCAGCUCGUCAUCCGGUAUUAAAAGUGAAACUAACAAAACAAGCAACGGCGAGGGCCAAUCUUCGUUGCGUUACCACCAUCAUCAUCACAACAAUGAAGACUUCUAUUACAAUGUGUUCUUUUAUUCGGGUAUACCCCGGCCUAUGGCCAUCAAUAGCUUUGGUCUCAUUAAGCUACCUCAGGAUAUGGCCACCACGUUUCGCAAGCAUUUGCUGACAGCACGCAAAGCCAAUAAUAAUAGUCUGAUGGCAGCAUUGGGUGGCGGCGGCGGCAGCGGAGUUGUCAUGAAUGGUAUGGUGGGGCAAACAAACACGACAUCGUCAGCUGUUGGUGGACGGUUUGCUGCGGCCAAACAAGUUCCAGGUUAUUUUGGUAACAGCAACACCUCGACAAAUCUUAUGAAUCAACAUACCAGUCAGAACAACAAUUCUAACUUGAACAACAAACAAAAUGCCAAUACAUUGGAGAAUAACUUUAAAACUUCAGCCAUGGCAACGUCCAAUUCAUCAUCGGUUUUGUCGUCAAAUUUGAAACAGAAAUCAUUCACCAAUCGCACAUUGUCCACAAUUGGUGGCGGCGGCGCUGCUGCUGCGGCUGUUUGUCCCUAUAAUGCAAAAACAAUUAUUGUCAGCAGUGCUGCAGCCAUAAGUUCUGAAAGGAAUUUAAAAUUCAUAAAACGCAGCAUCAUUGCCAAGGUUCAAGAUUUGAAGCCAACAUCAUCAUUGACAUCUCAACAAUAUACUGUAAAAAAAUUGACUGAUAUGCUUAAUGGCAAGAAGCCAAACACAAAUAGCAACAAUAGUUCAUCAUCUUCCGCUGCCAGCGCUGCUGCUGCUGCUGCAUCGUGCAAUGAUACAACAAAUCCUAAUAUUGAUAUGAAUUCUGAGAUGGCCGUUGAAAAACAAGCCCGUAUCAAUCCUGUUAAUCGUUUCUAUGAACGUAGACGAAAAUUAAUGAAUAUGACAAAGCGACAACAACAGCAGCAGCAACAAAACAAUAGACAUGCUCCCUAUCAAAUAGUUGCAUAGAUGCAUUGAAAAUUUGAAGAAAUUAAGACAGUUUUUCUCUAAAUCUUAUCCUCCCUCAACACACACACACUCUUUGUCUCUUUACAAAUUUCGAAUUAUAUUCAUUAGAUUUCAAUAUUUCUAUUUGCAAGACGUACUCACUGUUCUGAUGGUAUAGGACUUGCUCUUUUCUUUUACAAGAAAAAAAAAACAAAGAAAUCAUUUUAUUCUGCUUUAUUUAGGGCAACAGUGAAAUUUGAUAAAUACUCCAAUUCUUGAUUCCUUGAGAGAUUUCUAUUUGUAUUCAAAUCUUGUUUUGAUUUAAAGGUCUUAGCAAAAAUCCCAAGUAUGGUGAGCACAGAUGUAGGUUUUUUUUGGGAAUAUGUUCCAGAAACAAGUUAGAAUUGUUAUGGCUAUAAUUUUUGACAUUAUUUCAGUCAGAAAACGGAGUAGAAAUGUAGAAGAAAAUUAAUCCAACUUAUCCCAAGAAAUGCAAUAAACAUUCUGCAGCAUUUAAAUGUUCAGAAGAUUUGGGUAUUUUUUCUAUAUAUAACCCUGGUAUGAGACAUUUUAUGUACCUAUAUCAUCUUUUAUGAAUCAGAUUUAUUUCAAAAUUCUGAUCAAAUGGGAUCUGCAUCAGCGAUGACCAACAAAUCUAAUUGCCCUUUUUCCCAGAGAAAUGACGAUGAGCAAUUUUUGUAAUUCGAAAAUAUUGUAAACUUUAAACUACAAUAGAAUAUUAAUACUUAUUUAUUUCAUUUUUUCUAUUUCCCUUUCUUUCCAAUUAAAACGGCUUUUCAAUUGAAAUAAUGUUAAGACCAAUACAGAUGCACAGCAACAUAAAAAAAUUACUCACUCUUAUCUAUCUAUGGUAUAUCUAUAUAUAAUUUUCACUAUCUGCCUUAAUCUUAAUUUAUUAUCUGUUUUACAAACAAACCAACAAAAAAAACCUAGUUUUAUAUUUAAAAAAAUAUAUAUUCCACAAAAAAAGAAAAAUAAAUACCAUUUCUGAAUGUGUUAAAUGUUUAAAAAAUAUUAUUAUAAUUUAAAAGACUACAAGUCUUUUUAAACCCCUAUACCAAGCGUUGGAUAUAUUAUAUUGAGUUUUACUUCUAAUAUUCUUUUAACUUGUGGUCUUUAUUUUUCUAUCUAUAAAUAUAUAUAUGAUGUAAAAUUUGUAUCUAUUAUCUUAACAAUUGUCUCAUAAAGAAAUAGUUUAUAUUUAGUUUAAAGAAAAGUAAAACAAAAAC
Messenger RNA from Musca domestica (house fly), 6177 nucleotides. RefSeq names its product serine-rich adhesin for platelets. NCBI's taxonomy places the organism in Eukaryota, Metazoa, Arthropoda, Insecta, Diptera, Muscidae. The record is from RefSeq and is a predicted model, not a curated record. Bases 911 to 4948 code for a protein of 1345 amino acids. The transcript is spliced from 3 exons.